Molecule: messenger RNA, 1728 nt
Organism: Scheffersomyces coipomensis
Lineage: Eukaryota; Fungi; Ascomycota; Pichiomycetes; Serinales; Debaryomycetaceae
Exons: 1
Coding region: 1-1728 (575 amino acids)
Biological process (GO): mRNA stabilization; mitochondrial gene expression
Cellular component (GO): mitochondrion
Source: RefSeq, a predicted model, not a curated record
AUGUAUAGACUACUAUAUCAGAACUCAAGAAGGGCUGUCGUUGGUAAUCUCUUAAGUUGCAGAUUCUUUGGCAUCAGCCAUCUUAGAUUUGAACCAAAAUCUAGUGGGAAGGAAGAUGAAUCAAUUCCAUGGUUCAUGCGUGAAAAAGUUUCAUCACCAAUAAUGCAAAAUGAAGAUAUACAGAUACCGACAAUUCCAGCUGGAUCACCACAGUUCUUGGAAGAAGUUUUAGACUUAUUAGCCAGAGAGUAUGGUCUUAAAGAGCUCGAGCUUUUCGAUCUUGAAAAUUUGCCUGAGGAUCAUCUGUACAGUUCAAAAAAUCAACCAUUCAAAUAUAUAAUAAUCGCUACUGGUAAAUCAGAAAAACAUAUAUUCAAAGCAGCAGCAGAGUUGAAACAAUAUAUAAAACUGAAUCACAACUUGAUAGUUCUGGUGGAAGGUAUGGUCUCAGCUGCAAUCAGUGCAGCAGCUCGUAGAAGAAUGCUCAAAAGAGCAAGUAAAGGACCACCAGCAACUGAUAAUACAUAUGGUAAGGAACCAAACACAUGGGUGGUUUGUGAUACCAAGAUUUCCGAUAUAAUGAUUCAUAUGCUUACCAAAGAAAGAAGAAAAGAAUUAUUACUUGAGACACUUUGGUGUGAAGAAAAAGAUUUACAUAAAUACCAAGAUGAAUUUGAUGGUGGUGAACUUGAUGAUGAUAUCUUCAUUGGAAUCAAUAGACUGUCCUUUUUAGAACAAAGAAGAAGCUUUUCCACUUAUUCAGCUAGAUCUAACUUACAACAAAUCUUUGAUAAUCUCAAUAAUAGUGAUAGAUCCCAAGUUUCAGUUAUCAAAUUCAAGGAAGAUUUUGAUAAUAGUUUUCAAGGAUCUAGUUUAAAGGAUCACAACUUGAGAAUUCAAUUUUAUAAACUACUCCGUCAUAUAGAUACAGAGGCUGUAUCUUUAUCUACUGUUAAAGAUGCGAUUUAUGAAAAGUACCUGUCCAUACAAUUUGCAUUAAAUACAGAUGAAGAAAUCAAACAAGAUGUAAUCCUUUACACGAAUAUGUUGAUCGAUUCAUCUAGUCCUACGGAAAUGCCAGAUUACCUAUUUGAUGACUUAUCACAAUUCAUUUCUUCAUUGACUUUAUUUUCCAAGAAUAUCAAAAUUUUGUAUGAAAAGCAAUUUCUAGUCUUAUUAUGGAGAUUAUCUAUUAUGCAAGAUGAAAAUUUCAUAGGUCCUAAAACCAUCGACAAUAUCAUACAAGGUAAUAUUCCCAUAAAGGAAAUACCAGACACUGUCACUGCAACCCAAGCCAGCAAUAGAGCCAGAGAUGUAUUGUUUUUGAUAAACAAAGUAUACAAAGGUGUUACACCUCAUACAUUGAAAGAAAUGAUCCUUUUUACAUAUGGUAACACAUCCAAAUGGGAUAAAUUCUGGAAUGAAUGGGAGUCGUCUUUUGGAUUCUUAAAUAUUCAACAGAAGAGUAUCAAUAAAUGGAUUAGAUUGGUGGUUUACUUGGCCAUUAGAAAUGAUAAAUCAGCCAUGGUUGAUUUCUUAUACAAAUACUGGGAUAAGUCAAACUCACCUGUCCAAUCAUUCAUGCAAGACUUCAAUGAGUUAGGUCAUAACUUUCCAUCUGAGCAAGAGAAACAAAUCUUCAAAACUGCUUUAUUACAGAUCUUAAACACUGUUGAUAGUAAAACUCAUAAUUUUGAGCAUGUACAUAAUUUUGUAAAUAGUUUAUAA